Messenger RNA from Oryzias melastigma (Indian medaka), 2605 nucleotides. It is a transcript of the gene eps8l3a, whose product is annotated as EPS8-like 3a. Gene Ontology annotation, biological process: positive regulation of ruffle assembly; Rho protein signal transduction; regulation of Rho protein signal transduction. Bases 531 to 2372 code for a protein of 613 amino acids. NCBI's taxonomy places the organism in Eukaryota, Metazoa, Chordata, Actinopteri, Beloniformes, Adrianichthyidae. The record is from RefSeq and is a predicted model, not a curated record. Gene Ontology annotation, molecular function: actin binding. Gene Ontology annotation, cellular component: ruffle membrane; vesicle; plasma membrane. The transcript is spliced from 20 exons.
UCAUGGAGGAAAUCUUUCUGGUUAAUGUUUUGCUUCCUGAUACCAGAUCAGAUGAUAUUAAAGCAGACCGGGAAACCCAGACAACCGCUGAGAAAAAUAUACGAAAAACUCUGAUUAAUCUUCCUGAUCUUUUUCUUACAUUCUCCAAUGGUGGAUAAAGAACCCUGACUAAUAUAAGGUCAAACAAGACUGAAGACAUUCAGACUAUUGUCUUGGAAAAGAUUCAUUUAAAACCCAAAUAUUAUGUUUAAAAUCCCAAAGGUUUAAAAAGUUUCGUCUUGAUCUUUGCUCCAGUGGGAUGUAAUUCCUCUGAGCUCCCUCCUCCCUCCCUGAGCCGAGACGACUCCCCGUCCUGCUGAUCACUUUACUUAAUGACACAGGACUUUGCACUUCUCUUCUUUCACGAGGAAGUCCAGGCGCAUGCUGCCCAGGAGCCAGAGGGAAAUAUGAACUGAACUGGGUUUCUUCUGAGGAACAUUAAACACUCGGGGAAAAAAAAACAGUCAGCUUCAAAGGCUGCCGUGGACAGGAUGUUCAGGGAAAACAGUCCCUUCAGCUAUGACACCAACAGCUACACGGGAUCGAUGAGGUCCAAUGGUUAUUCCACGAUGGACGAGACGUCAUCAGAAAUAUCGAAUCUGUCCAGGCCUAGUGCAAAGUCCAUUUAUUUACAGAGGAGGCAUUACGCAGCUGCAGUGAACAAAAUGAUGGAGAAAAACCAGUACAGGGUGGAGCACCUGUUCACCUGUGAUCUGGACGGGAAGGAUCUGAGGAACGCCAGGGACUGUGUGGAGCGCCUGAAGCUGCUGGACCAGAUGGGCCGAGUGUGGGGUCAGAACAUGAUGCUGGAGGUGCACGGGGCAAACCUGCUGCUCAGUGACAUUGAGACGAAGGAGGAGCUGGAGUCCAUUUCCCUCAGUGACAUCCUGGAGCUGGACGCCGUGCUGAACACUGAAGGCUUCAGCUCCCUCCUCAUCGUGUCGGUGCAGCUGCGCCGAAAACCCACCACCAUCUUCAUGUUCCAGUGCGAGGAAAUCCGGGCAGAUUAUGUGGAGAAGGAUCUAAAGCGAGCUCUAGAAAACAGGUUUGAGGCCUCAGACUACAGCAAUGGAAGAGAGCAGAGACAACAUGAAAAUGAUGAAUUUGAUGAGUUGAAGCUGGACGGACCUCCUGAUGAGGAUGAGUACGAAGAAAAACCUCCCAGUCGUCCGUCUACUAAACCGUACACAGAACUACAGAGGAAUGUGGACAUUUUAAAUCAUAUUUUAAAUGAUGUAGAGAUCUUCAUCGGGCAAAUAGCGGCUGUGGAUGCCAAAAAUCAAAAGAAAAACAAGAAAAAGAAAAAAGUUGUCAAAGGAAUGCCUUCUCCAGAGGAGUUUGCGGCAUGUCUCCGUAAAAUUAAAUAUGGUCUUAACCUUCUGGGAGAGCUCAACGGGAAGAUCAAUAAUCCCAGUGCGGCGGAUUUUGUGCACUCCCUCUUCUCUACAUUACAAUAUGUGAUUCCUCACUGUCCUGAGAAUCUGUCUCAGACCAUCAUCGCUCCCCUCUUCACGCCUCAGUGUAUCCGCUUCAUGAGUGAGGAGGCAACGCCAGAGGAGGACCAGCUGUGGCAGUCUCUGGGAGAUCCCUGGAACAUCCCGAGCACUCAGUGGCCUGAAGACGAUGAGGACAUCCCAACAUACACUCUGGAGUUCUAUGACGGCUGGCAGCCUCCUGAAGUCACAGAGGGAUCAGAACCUGAGAGCCGACAGGCCAGUCCAGAACCUCCACCCAGCCUCAAACCUUCACAUAAACCUAGCAGCAAAAACGAGGAGAUUCCCAGAAAUCACAAGCCGCAGUCGCAGCCGCAGCCGAAGCCGCAGUCGCAGCCGCAGCCGCAGCCGAAGCCACAGCCGCAGCUAAAGCCUCAGCCACGGCUGCAGCCGCCUCCACAAAAGCCUCGCCCAGUUGAGAUAAAAAUCUGUGACCUGCGUGUCAAGCACGAUUUCAUUUCCCGAAACUCCAGAGAGCUCACUGUCAGAAGAGGAGAAAUGGUGGAGCUGCUGGACAAGUCGAAGCAGUGGUGGAAGGUGAGGAACAGCAGAGGGGAGGAAGGUUAUGUUCCCAACAACGUCCUGGAGGAUGAAGAUGAGCAGCCCUAUGAGGCUGUGGCGUCUCCUGUCCUCACAAAGAAGUCCAAACCAGCAGAGGUAAAAGCCUGGUUAGAAGACAAAGGCUUCAGCCCAAUCACCGUGCGCUGUCUGGGCGUGCUCAGCGGCUCCAUGCUGCUGGGGAUGAGUCGCGAGGAGCUGAAGACGGUCUGUCAGGAGGAGGGAGGACGUGUCUUCUUCCAGCUGCAGGCGGUCCGCUCCGCUCUGGCUAAUAACAGUUAAAUAAACCUGGAUCAAGACCGAAGCUGCAGGACACCAUGAAGAGAACAUAACUUAAAGAGAAAUAUAUGUAUUAUUUAAACUAAAAAUGUCUGUCGCAACUUUAAAAGAAGUUUUUCUGUACAUAAAUCAGAGCAUCAGUGUAAAUAAAUACAAAAAAUACCACAAUUUAGAAUUUAACUGAUUUCUGCAACUGUGACAUAUACAGAUGUAUGUUAAUAAAAUGUUCGGACUCA